Messenger RNA from Drosophila biarmipes, 3027 nucleotides. It is a transcript of the gene Aef1, whose product is annotated as adult enhancer factor 1. The transcript has 3 exons. NCBI's taxonomy places the organism in Eukaryota, Metazoa, Arthropoda, Insecta, Diptera, Drosophilidae. The record is from RefSeq and is a predicted model, not a curated record.
AAAGUGGUUGUGACUUCUGGGCGAAGGGGGGCAGCGCGGGGGGCGAUCCGAAGGCAACGUGUUAGUGGAAAAACUGCUUUUGAAAAAGGGAAAAUCUCCCCCGAAAAGCCCGCCCAAAAAAGGCACUAGCAACAACAACACCAGAGAAGCGACCAAGAUGAGCAUGUCGUGGCAUUUUUGAAGCAUCGAUCUUAGUUUGUUAGCCAGCUUUCUGUUCAAGUCACCGAGGUACCAGAGUCUCCCCCCAAGUUCCAGCAGCUCCAAGUCCGCACCCGAGUCCCCCGAGAUCCCAGCGAGCAGUCCAUGAUGCAUAUCAAGAGCCUGCCCCAUGCCCAUGCCGCUGCCACGGCGAUGAGCAGCAACUGCGACAUCGUCAUAGUGGCCGCCCAGCCCCAAACCACCAUAGCGAAUAAUAACAACAACGAGACGGUCACCCAGGCCACCCAUCCCCAUCCCGCUCACAUGGCGGCGGUCCAGCAGCAGCAGCAACAGCAGCAACAACAACAGCAGCAGCAGCAGGCACAACAGCAGCAGCAGCAGGCACAACAGCAGCAGCAACAACAUCAUCAGCAGCAGCAACAACAGCAGCAGCAGCCGAGCGGACCUCCCUCCGUGCCGCCCCCGCCCACGGAAAUCCCCUUUCCCCUGCAGAUGCACUUGAGCGGGAUCUCGGCGGAGGCGCACAGUGCCGCCCAAGCAGCGGCCAUGGCAGCUGCCCAGGCUGCAGCAGCUCAGGCCGCAGCGGCGGAGCAACAACAGCCGGCAGUGCCGCCUCCACCGCCGCCACACCUGACGCACCUGACCACGCACAGUCCGACGACGAUCCCCAGCGAUCAUUACCUGGCCAACGGACAUGGCGAACAUCCCGGCGAGGCCAGUGCCAACGCGGGAGGCGGUGGCGCAGGAGGUGGAGGAGUCCGCGAGCCGGAGAAACCCUUCCACUGCACCGUCUGCGAUCGUCGCUUCCGGCAGCUGAGCACACUGACCAACCACGUAAAGAUCCACACUGGCGAGAAGCCCUACAAAUGCAACGUUUGUGAUAAGACCUUCCGUCAAUCGUCGACGCUGACGAACCAUCUGAAGAUCCAUACGGGCGAGAAGCCCUACAACUGCAACUACUGUCCCAAGCAUUUCCGUCAGCUGAGCACUCUGGCCAACCAUGUGAAGAUCCACACGGGUGAAAAGCCGUUUGAGUGCGUCAUCUGCAAGAAGCAGUUCCGGCAGUCCAGCACACUCAACAACCACAUAAAGAUCCACGUCAUGGACAAGGUCUACGUUCCUGUUAAGAUCAAAACGGAGGAGGAGGAGGGGUGACUAGGACGCAUGGCGUUGGCGGCACACCACCAUCAGCACCAGCAGCAGCAGCAGCAACACCAGCAGCACCAUCACCAACAGCAGCAGCAUCAGCACCAUCCUCCGCCUCCGUCCCAGCAGCAGCAGCACAUCGAGCAGCGAGGAGUCACCAUUACCACGCUUCCCUCCGCCACGACAGUGGCCCAGCAUCAGCAGCAGCAGCAGCACAUUCAGGACGGCUCGCCGCACCACCACUUCAAUGUGGCCGCUCUGGGCGACCUGUCCAGCGCCAUGCAACUGGGCGCCGUCACGGCGGACGGCAGCUUUGUGACCAUGGGCGGCGUGGUGGUGGGCCGCAUACAGCAUACGCGCGAGGAGCUGCAGCAGCUGGGAGUAAUCAAGGUGGAGUCACCAUCGAAUGGUGGCUCAGCCACGACGUCAGCGGCGGCGGCAACGCAGCGCGAGGGAUGAGUCGAUGAGCUGCUCCUCGAGUACAUGCUCAAGGAGGAGAAUGUGGAUGAGGCUGAGGAGGAUGAACAGGAGCAGGAGCCGGAAAUGGAAAUUGAAGCGGAAACGGAUGUAGUGGAGAACCAGGAGCAGCAGCAGGAUCAGGAGCAGGAGGAGGAGCAGCGAUCGAGCCAGAAGUGAGCCAUGUUUGGUGUGUACGCUUACGUUGUUGUUAGUUGUUUAAUUGUAGCGAACAUUGUUGUUGUUGUUAAGGUUUAAAUGUGUGACUAAGAACUUACCAAGAUGAAUGUAUAGCAAACGCUUCAAAAGUAGCUAACCGAAAGGCGCCAACACCAGCACCCAGAGCUCCCCGAAAAAACCGCAAAACCGUAAACAUAAAUCCGAAACCAGAAACAGAAAUUCUAACACAAAUAGAAAAGCUAAAAGUAAUACUUAAAAACCAGAAGAAGAAAGACCUUAGCGGAGAGUUGUCCACAUAACAACGCACCCCAACUCACAUUCUCAGCUCCCGGAAAUAGAUUAAACCACUCUCUACUCACUUAAAUAAUCCUAACCAUAACUAGAAGAAAGCUAAAUUGCUGAUAGAAAAAAGAUAACUAAACCCGUAAUAAGCAAAAAGUCAUUGCGUGUAAGGAAACAGAACUAAAGUGCUUCUCAAAGUGCGAACCCAUUUCAAGAUGUAAAUUUGUUGACCCCACUCACUUUCAAAUUGUUUAACUUAGCAUUUAACGUUUACUAUAAAUUGUACGCACCCUGACUUAGUCAGGUUGCCGACGUUUUUGCGCGCCAUCUUGUGAGGGCGUGUUUUGGUCUGGGUUAACACAAAUACAAUUUGUUUUAAAAAUUCCUAGCUUAAUUAUUUAAUUUCCUGAACCUAUCAACAAACCAUAAACAAUACCCUACAGAAAACGGCAAACAAAAAAAUUCUAAUAGCGUUAAGUGGUCGAAACUAUCUAACUUCGUAGUCCCUAGAGAGCCAUAGUUUUAAAUGCAGCGUUUUGUUAAUUUUAAUUGAUUAGUCUUAGUAGUUUUAAUUUCUGCAUUGGCGCAAUUUGGAAACACAAAAGCUGUUAUGCUGGCCUUCGUUUAAAUAUUAGUUAAUGAAGUUAAUUACGAUUAUGCGGUAGGAAAGCAACAAGUUCUGUACAAAGCCCAACUCCAAUUUGUAUGUAUAAAGCGAAAGCAGCGGCGUUAAGGAGAGAGUUUACCUAAUUGUAAAACAAAACCCCUUUUUAAAAGAGAAAAUAAUAUUUUCUAAAAAUACAA